Messenger RNA from Alternaria rosae, 1664 nucleotides. RefSeq names its product Glucose/Sorbosone dehydrogenase. The record is from RefSeq and is a predicted model, not a curated record. Lineage: Eukaryota; Fungi; Ascomycota; Dothideomycetes; Pleosporales; Pleosporaceae. Bases 454 to 1569 code for a protein of 371 amino acids. The transcript has a single exon.
UGGCUACUUUAUAAUGCCUGCACGUGGCAUCUCUGAUAUAGCGGCACUUAUCUGCUAUUACUCUCCGAGCGGCUCCCUAGUGGGGGUUACUAGACGCUACGCGUCAAUUGGCAAUUGACUGGCAUCGAUCACUUCGCGCCUUCCAAGAUGGGUUUCAGGGCUCACACCUGGGCACUCUAUCCUUGACAACCUUUGUCUUGCUCCACUCAUACGGACCACCAACACCAGGGAAAUAAAGUGCAUGUACUAUAAUCUUUUCUUAUGUAUAUAUCAUGACAUCAGAGGUUGGGAAGAGCUGAGGUUGUAGAAGAGGUUGGCAAUCCUCCCGUUGCUCAUAUACUUCUUUACCUCAGGAAGCAGAUGACCUAGGAGACUCUUUGCGGCAUUCGCACAUCAAACUCCGGAACACCUCGAAGCUCAACAUACUGAAGAGCAACAUCCAGUUCCAAAAUAAUGCACUCCACAAUCUCCCUUGCCAACGCUCUGGCACUGGCAACAUGUGCUCUAGCCCUAUCACCACCCCACCUAUCCACCCGCCAGCAGCCAUUCAAGACAACACCCAUCACGGAAUUCGCCGAACCCUGGGCCUUCGCCUUCCUCCCCGACGCCCGCAUCCUGGUCACGGAGCGAAAAGGCAACCUACUCCUCGUCGACCCAACCACCAAAUCUAAGGGCACCAUCACCGGCGUACCCGCCGUCGCAUAUGCCGGUCAAGGCGGUCUCCACGACGUCGCAUUGCACCCCAACUACGCGAACAACAGUAUUGCGUAUAUCAGCUAUGCAGAAAGCGGCUCCGGCGGCGCAGGCUGCGCAGUCACACGAGCCAAACUAAGCCUCACCGCAACCAGCGGCGCACUCUCCGACCUCUCAGUCAUCUGGCGGCACUCGCAGCGAGCUACAGGCGGUCUCCAAUUUGCGUGUCGUUUGAAAUUUAGCCCAGACAACGCACUAUACAUCUCCUCCGGCGAGAUAAACCAAAUGCAUCCAGCCCAAUCCAUGACGUCCAACCUAGGCAAAAUGAUACGCCUCUACGACAACGGUACCGCCUACGCCGGAAACCCAUUCGCAUCCCAAGGCGCCCUUCAAUCACAGUUCUACUCCCUCGGCCACCGCAACCCACUCGGCAUCGACUUCGAUGCCCAGGGCCGUCUGUGGGAAGUCGAAAUGGGGCCGUUUGGCGGAGACGAAUUGAAUCUUGUUCAGCCGGGUAAGAACUAUGGAUGGCCGCUUGUGUCUGAGGGGAGACAUUAUAAUGGCACGUUGAUACCGAAGCAUAGUACGAGGCCAGAAUUUGCGGCGCCAAAGGCUAAUUGGGUUCCGGUCAUUUCACCCGCUGGUCUUAUCAUCUACAAAGGGAACCUUUUCUCCAGCUGGAAGGGCAAUGCCAUUAUCACUGGUCUUAGUGCGCAAGGGCUUGUAAGGGUGAGUAUCACUGGCGAUACAGCGGCGGAAGUACAACGUAUCGCAAUGGGUAAGCGCAUGCGCGGUAUAAGGGAGGAUAAGGACGGCGCUAUCUGGGUGAUUGAGGAUGGGGCGGGUGGAAGGUUGUUGAAGCUUACUCCGAAUUGAAAUGCAUUAUACAGAAUGAGAGGGGCUGGAGCUGUUGAUAUAUAAGUCUAGCAAAAUGCGUCUUCUAGAUUGGCGCGAAGAUGUGCAAUCAGUAC